Molecule: messenger RNA, 276 nt
Organism: Funneliformis mosseae
Lineage: Eukaryota; Fungi; Glomeromycota; Glomeromycetes; Glomerales; Glomeraceae
Source: the annotation of a GenBank genome assembly
AUGAAGGGAAAGAAAGUAGGAAACAAUGAAGAGUAUGAAGAGGGAGAAAUAGAAGAAACGGAAAUUAAGGUCUUGACACGACUUGACUACAUCACAAAUAGCUCUUCAAACACGAAUUUGUCAAAGGUUUUUCGAUCUAUUAAAAGGCAAAGAUUUGAAUUACUAAGAACUGCUGAUGCACAUGUUUGCCUUUCUCAAUUUUAUAAAUACACGCAAUCAAAAUACACAAAGUCUAGUGGAUUACCAGAUCAUAGAUUACGAGCUGAAAUUCUUUGA